Molecule: messenger RNA, 3399 nt
Organism: Silurus meridionalis
Lineage: Eukaryota; Metazoa; Chordata; Actinopteri; Siluriformes; Siluridae
Product: E3 ubiquitin-protein ligase RNF183
Exons: 2
Coding region: 373-1089 (238 amino acids)
Biological process (GO): protein ubiquitination
Molecular function (GO): ubiquitin protein ligase activity
Source: RefSeq, a predicted model, not a curated record
AUUCUGGACCGAGCUCAUUAACAUAAACCUGUGAUUAAGGUAAUUGCAAUUAUAUAAAAAACACUGAGCUCUGAACAUGGUACCUGUACGAGUUAUAAUUAACUUACGCGUGUGUGUGUGUGUGUGUGUGUGUGUGUGUGUGUGUGUGUGUGUGUCAGCAUUAUUUGACUACUUUGUGUGUGUUUCCUGGUGCAUGUUAUUUCUGUAUGUAAAUGCCACCACACAGCAGUGUACUAAUGCAGGAAGAGAGAAAAAGAGGAAGACUGGGGGAGAGGGAGAGAGAGAGAGCGGAAGAAAGGAAGUGGGAGAACAGGUGAGAGAGAUGCAGAGAGAAAGAAAGACGGACCCACAGCGAUGAGGGCCGAGUGAUGGAUGGACUGUACAGAGAGAUCAGUUGAUCAGAUUAGCAGACCUGACUCACUGACUCGCAGCAGCUCUCGAACAGCCAUGGAUCGCUCUCCUUACGCCCCUGACAGCCCCACGGAGCCCGCAGCGCCUUCUACAACACCCUGCACCACCACGUCGUGCACCGUGGAGGUCCCUGAAGCCCAGGUAUUCUGUAAUGAUGACCUUCCAGAGCUGGAGUGUGCCGUGUGUUUCAGUCAGUUCAACAACGUCUUCAACACACCCAAAGUGCUGCAAUGUGGCCACACCUUCUGCCUGGAGUGCCUCGCACGCAUCAACAUAAAAUCCUCUCAGCCCGACAGCCUGCAGUGCCCUCUGUGCAGAGCGUACACCCCUCUGCCCACCCUGGGCCUCCCCAAACUGGCGACAGACGGCGUGGUGCUGUCCUGCCUCCCCGAGGCCAUGCAGCAUGUCUACAGCAUCCGCUUCAACCGCAACAGAGGCAAGCUGCAGGUGAAGCGCAUCCCCAGCUCCGUCCAGCCUUCCCCGAACCGUCAGCGCUGCAGCCUGGACCUCGGGGAGCCAGUCAACACUGAGCUGGAACAGGAUCCACCCAGCGGUGUCUGCUCCUGCUUCACCCGGAUCAUGAAGAACCCUGUGUGCAGAGCCUUCUUCAUGGUAUCCAGCAUUAUAUUCAUGGUCUCCCUCACCCUCGCCAUCAUCUUCAUCUUACAACGCAAAUGACAUUGCACUGUGCAGAGCUGCUGGCUUCCUAAUGCAUCUCCGGAAUUCCCUAAAUCAGUGCAGAAGUUCAUUAUUCAGGGAGCAACGGGACACCUUCAGCUCCAUCACUGCAGGAGGAACCGGAUGCUCUGUGAAGAGAGACGAUCGCGUGUUACCUUCUGAUCUUGCUGCUUCAUGUGGAAGUCCUGCUCCUGAAGCCUGUUGUGAUGUUUAUUACUUUUCUCCACCUGCUGGACAGAAGAUCUGACAUAACUUGUUGAUGUGUUUUCUUCUGAAACUGGAACGAACACAGGACAGAAUAAUAAUAAAACUGUAUCAGAACACUACCUGGAGAACUCACUCACACACACACACACACACACACGAGUGAGACUCUCUGCAAUGUCUCUACCCUCAGACACAUUAAACACAACUCGAAUGUAUUUAUAAUUGUGUUUUCCGGUUUCAUCGUUUCUCCCUCACACUUCCACUAUGAGCUGCUAAGCUGCUAACCAUAAACAGAUUCAGUGUUACAGGAACUAGCCUGCUAGCUACAUAGGUAGCCAACAAGAGAAAGCAUUUAGAAUAUUAUGGAGCUAGCUUUGGUUCCUGGUAAUUUUCAGUUGAACUAUAACAUUUUAGCUAAUACUAAAUAUCCAGCUAUCUACCAGCUAGGAUGCUAAUGUUAGCAAACAAAAUGCUAUGGUUUAUGAAGCUCAUGGAGCCGACUAGCUAUCAGGGCUUGUAAUUUAUUUUCAUUUAGCACCAUUGAGCAGUUUCUUGUGUAACACCAGCUAGCUAACAAGCUAAGAUUAGCACGUAAAUCAGAUUAGUACGUGUUACAGUGGUCUGACAGCAUUAUUAGAAACACAAGUAGGAAACUUUGUUUUGGUGACAGAAGCUUCCAGUUGCCCUUUUUAAAAUUAAAAUUAAAAUUAAAAAAAGAAUAAUAUAAAAAAGUUAUUGCAGAUGUUUAUAUUGAAAAAUAAAUAGAGUAUUAAUGAACAGAAAAGUACAGAUUUAGAUUAGUAAAGGUUUUUAUUGAGCAAAAUGAAGUGUUCAUGAGGUAAAUUGCCUGAGGGAAAAACUGGAGAAUGAUCCGGAUGCUGGCAGGAGGAGAAAAGAAAAUCUACACACACUUCAGGUUGACCUCACAGCACUUUGCCUGGGGUUACAGCCGAAAUAAAGGUAGUGUGUGAUGGUUUUCUGACCACCAGGUAGCGCUGUGUGUUUAGAGUAGGUGCAAAGCUGUGAGUUGGAGAUGCUUCAAAAAUGACUGAGUCAUGAUGUAAUGGAGAAAUACUGGAGAGAGAAGCAAAGCAGGAACGCCAGCUGGAAGUGCUUCCUCAAAAACAAGAAAUUUGUGGAAUUAAACAUCUAGGUCUGUACCUGAAAUUCCCACUGAGGGAUUCCUGAGUGUGUGUUACGAGUGUGUGUACAAGUGUGUGUCUCCUGUACGCACUAAACACACUCUCACACACAGGUUUUCAAAACGACCACAGAAUCGCUGCCAAGUCAUGAUGAUAAUCAACAUAUAAUCAAAACCAGGCUGCAGAGAAGCUUCAUAAAAACCCCAUACUGAGUUGAGAAGAAGCCACGAAACAAAGUUCUCCACAAUGUUCCACAAAGUUCUUCAAUAACAUACAUGGAGCAGGCAUUUCACUCAAUGUAGCAUUAUUUCAGCUAAAUAAAUGUUUGAGAUAUUAAGAUGAUUCAGUAUGAUCCAGAUUUUACCUGCAAAAUCUAAACGAAAACUAGUAUCACCUAGCAAACUUUUAUUAAUCUUUAUCUUCACAGGAAAUCUGAAAGCUAAGCUAGCUUUAAACCUAGCUCUAAAUAGCAAACUGAAUGAUAUCUAGCUGUAAAAAAAGCUUUUCCCCUUUAACCAAAAUGAGAACAGGAUUAGCUUAUAGCUUGCUAAUAUUGACCUUUUAUAUGAUAUUUUGUUGCUAGCGGAGAGAUUUAGCGUUGGGUUUAAUGAAUGUGGAUUUUAAUGACCUUUUUGUGUGUUUGUUGUUUUUAUUAUCUUAGCUUCAUCCUAGCCAAGAGUUAUCAUGUACUGUGUGCGUGUGUGUGUGUGUGUGUGUGUGUGUGUGUGUGUUUGUUUGAGACUGUAAUAAAAGUUAACUGGUGAUUAACAACAUUCAUGUUAAAAAAAGAAGGUAAACUGAAGAAACUCAAACAUCUACACCUGUGAUAAUCAUGUGUGUGUAUGAUGAUGUGGUGAUAAAGUGAUGAUGAUGUGUGUGUGAUGUGUAGUGAUGAUGAGCCAUGAGCUGAUUAGAAGUCCUCCAGUAUGUUGGUUUUAUGAGGAAAAUAAACAGUGUAGUG